GUAAGCUUUAAUAUAUUUAUUUGGACAUUUAGCUAUAUUUUAAGAAUGGAGGGGUCGGUGUCUAAUGUGGAGGUGUGUAACUUUGCUUACACGGGGCAGUUUGAGAAAUUAAAACAGUGCAUCCUGUCAGAUAAAACGCUUGCCUGCAAAACAGACCAGGACCGGAGAACCGCGCUGCACUGGGCUUGUUCUGCUGGACACACCGAUAUUGUGGAGUUUCUUCUUGACCUGGGAGUUGAAGUGAACCUGCAAGAUGAUGCUUCAUGGACCCCUUUGCACAUUGCAGCAUCUGCAGGCAGAGAAGACAUCGUGAGAUCUCUGAUAUCCAAAGGAGCUCAGCUCAACUCAGUUAAUCAAAAUGGAUGCACCCCUCUGCACUAUGCUGCCUCCAAAGACAGAUAUGAGAUUGCCCUGCUGCUGUUGGAAAAUGGAGCAGACCCCAAUGCUACUGACAAGCUGGACUCCACGCCGCUUCACAGAGCAUCUGCCAAGGGCAACUACCGGCUCAUCCAGCUGCUUCUCAAACAGAGUGCAUCAACAAAUAUUCAGGACUCACAGGGCAACACACCUCUCCAUCUUGCAUGCGAUGAGGAGCGUGUUGAAGCAGCCAAGUUGCUGGUGGAACAUGGAGCCAGCAUUUACAUUGAGAACAAGGAGGAGAAGACCCCGCUCCAGAUAGCAAAAGGCAGUCUUGGGAACAUACUCCGUCGGAUCGUGGAGGGAUGAUGCUUUGUCUGACCGACGCGUCUUGUUCCAGCUCAAAUCCCCACCACCAACCGCCAAGUUACAUUCUAAGAUUUCUCAUCCCGCUCAGUCCUCCUUAAGCGGUCUGUGUGGAAGAUGAGAUGAUGGACUCAGAUGGUGCUUUGAGACUUCACAGAUCUUAUUUGUUGGAUCAGAAACCAAGUCUGAGCACAGGUUUUCAAACCCCGCAGGCUUUUUUCUAUUAAAUUUGAAUUGUAAAUGUAAAACAUGAAGUUCAACCUGUUAAUAAAUGUGUUGUUCAUGAUCGACGUACUGCUGCCUUUAGU
This is a messenger RNA of Pelmatolapia mariae (spotted tilapia), 1031 nucleotides long. RefSeq names its product proteasome 26S subunit, non-ATPase 10 (gene psmd10). Bases 46 to 726 code for a protein of 226 amino acids. The transcript has 5 exons. Gene Ontology annotation, molecular function: protein binding. The record is from RefSeq and is a predicted model, not a curated record. Lineage: Eukaryota; Metazoa; Chordata; Actinopteri; Cichliformes; Cichlidae.